UUUCUUUCAUUCAUACCUUUGUACGCGAACGGUCAAGUAGCUGUGUGUGCAGCAAGCAAGUGAAUUCUCUGCAAACGAUCGCAUUUAUGUAUAUUUCCUUUUGAUUCGUUGGAAUAAAUACAAAAAAAAAAUAGUUUUUCUACUCUCCUAGAGCAUUUCUGUGAGAUCUUUUUAUUUUUCUUGUUCGUGUUAUUGUUGUUGGUCUCGCCCCCUCUCUAAUUCACAAUUAAAUUAUUAUUCAUCUAUUUCUAUUGUUCUUUUUGCCCUCCCCUGUUGCAUUUUUAUAAUACAUAGAAAAAAAAAAUACUCAACAUUCGUAUUUUCAAAUUGGAAAUUGAAGUUCUCUUUUGGUUUUGAAUUGAAUUUUGCAACAAGUUCACAAAAGUGAUUUUAUGUGUGUGUUUCUCUUGUCUGUUAAAAAAGAGUGGUGAAUAGCACAAAAAUAUUUUUUCCAAUAAAAAUAUUUAAAUUUUUAAAAUUGAGUGUUUUUCUCGAAUUGAAAAAAAAGAGCAAAAAAGCGCUUUUAUAAAAAAAAGAAAAUAAAUCAAAAAAAAAAAUCAGGAAAAAUGAAUAAAACCUGUGCAAGAUGCAACAAAAUUGUUUACCCAAUUGAAGAAUUAAAGUGUUUGGAUAAGACAUGGCACAAAACCUGCUUCAAAUGUACGGAAUGUGGAAUGACAUUAAAUAUGAAAACAUACAAAGGAUAUAAUAAAUCUCCAUAUUGUGAAGCGCACAUUCCAAAAGCGAAAGCAACAGCAAUCGCCGAUACACCCGAAUUGAAAAGAAUAGCAGAAAAUACAAAAAUCCAAUCAAAUGUGAAAUAUCAUGCUGAUUUUGAGAAAGCUAAGGGAAAAUUCACACAGGUUGCAGAUGAUCCCGAAACCCUUCGAAUUAAACAAAAUACGAAAAUCAUAUCAAAUGUUGCCUAUCAUGGUGAUUUGGAAAAGAAAGCAGCCAUGGAAAAGCAAAGAGAAACAGCUGAAGUGGGUGAUACCAGAGACCAAGAAUCUGAAUAUUUCUCUGAGACUCUUGCGGCCGAACAAUUAUCACAAUAUGCCCCACUACCACCACAUCCACCACAACAAACAUUGCCACCACCACCAAUACACCACCAACAGCAAAAUACUGCUUCAAUAACACCAAGUAAUCAAGCGGCGCAAAUAUCCCCCCAAUCAUAUAGUAGCCAACCUCUCCCAUCAUCAUCCUCAUCACCGCCGUCUUCUUUAAAUCAAAGAAAUCAGCAACAACAGCAAUUACAACAGCAGGUACAACAACACUAUCAGCAACCAAUGUCAGCACAAAUAAUCAAAACAAAUGCACAAAACAACACACAACAAAUUUACUCUCACCAACAACAGCAUUAUCCACAACAACCUAUAAAACAACCAACCCAACAACAACAGCAGCAACAACAACAGCCUCCAACAAAGCAGACAUCACAUUUGUAUCCGCAUCACGCACAACAACCAUCACAUACAAUGACCAAUAGCACCAGUGCCGUUGGAAGCAACAACGAUAACUAUCAACAACAACAACAGCAGCAACAACAACUUGUUGCCACGAACAACUACAAUCAGCUAAGGUCUUCGAUUUUGCAGAAUUCUCACAAUCCAACUGGUGGAUACCAAGUGGACUCUGCAUCGGGAUACUAUGACCAAUACGACAACUAUGCUCGGCCAGCACCAACAAAACAACCACAUCAACAACAACAAUCCUACACCAACAACAAUAUGAGUGGAUAUGGCAACCCUAACUCAAACUUGGCCCCACCGCAAAAACACCAACACAACAACUAUGGCUAUCAGCAGCAAGCAACUCAACAAUUCAUCAAUAGUCAGCAGCAAACAGCAGCAGCUUACAACAAUUACAACAAUUCACCAACGCCAAACAAUUCGACUGGUACGACUAAUGGGGGCUUAAAUGUUAAUGGUAGUGGCAAUCGCAUGAUGGGGGUUAAUAAUGCUGGUUCAGGUGUUGGUACUGGUGGUAGUGGUAGUGGCGGUGGGGGCAUACUAAGUGGUGGUGGUAUUGGGGUAUUAAACAGCACGGCAGCAGGAACGGCACCAACACCCGGUGGUGGUGGUGGGGGCGGUAGCAUUGGUAAAAUAGCUGACUACGAUCCACUUACCGAUGGUCCACGAAAUAUACCGAACACGACACGACCCAGCACAACACUUAUCUAUAGUUCUGAUCGUGGAUCAGUGAGUAAUGCUUAUCCUAAACGAGUUGGAUCGAUUGCUGAUAUUGAUCCUGCUAAUGGAGUUUAUGGUUCAUUGACGGAAUCACAAGCGGCCCAACAGCAACACCAACAACAACAAUACUAUCAACAACAAUUGCAUUUACUACAACAGCAACAACAACAUCAUCAGAAUCAAGUAAGGCAACAUCAACAACAACAGCAACAACUACAGCAACAACAACAGCAGCAACAACAGCAAGCACAUCAGCAUCAUCAUCAACAGCAACAACAACAACAGCAACAUCAGCUAGCGCAAAACAAGCAAAAUAUGCGAGUGUAUCGCGCACUCUAUGACUACGAGGCACAGGAUACGGAUGAAGUUAGUUUCCGAGAAGGUGAUGUUAUUUUCGAAGUCGAUUCCAUUGAUUCUGGCUGGAUGACAGGCAAAGUGGAACGAACUGGUAAAACUGGUAUGCUGCCAGCUAAUUAUGUAGAACAAGCAGUAAUCUAAUUAAAAGUAUGGAUACAUACAUAUAAUUUAUGUAUUUAUAUUUAUAUAAAUUUUAUAUAAACACAAAAUAUAAGCAAACAAUAUUUCACAAACUUAUUUAUAAAUAAAAUAAAAAUUAAAUGAACACAAUUAAAAACAAAAAAAAAAUUGUUUAAAAAUGAUGUUAAAAAUAAAAAGAAUUAUAAAAAAAAUAAAUAAAAUCACACCGAAAUGAAGAAAACACAUUUACUCGUAUGAAUAAAUUUUAUUGAAAUUAACCAAUAAACCUAUGAAAAUUGAAAAUGAUAACAAUGAAAUAUAUA
Messenger RNA from Episyrphus balteatus (marmalade hoverfly), 2992 nucleotides. RefSeq names its product LIM and SH3 domain protein Lasp. The record is from RefSeq and is a predicted model, not a curated record. Lineage: Eukaryota; Metazoa; Arthropoda; Insecta; Diptera; Syrphidae. Gene Ontology annotation, molecular function: actin filament binding. Gene Ontology annotation, cellular component: focal adhesion. The transcript is spliced from 7 exons. The coding region runs from base 567 to 2690 and encodes 707 amino acids.